AUGAAUGACAUGAAAAAACAAAAGGAAAGUAUAAAUUUUACGAAUAUGAAUAAUACUAAUAGUGUGAGUAAAGAAAAUAUAAAUAAUACCAACAAUUUUAAUACAAAUACAAAAGACAUAAACAAUAAUAAUUAUAUCAACAACAAUAAUAAUAAUAAUAUUAAUAAUAAUAAAUAUAGUAAUUAUAAUAAUUAUAAUAAUUUUAAUAAUGAUGGUCAGUUAAUAAAUAAUUUAUCACAAAUCUCCUUGAAUAAUAAUUAUAAUAAUCAACCUGUAUCAUCCCCUUUUGAUCAAAAAAAUAACGAUCAAAAUUUUUAUUCUACUCCUAGACAAAAGAGUCAAUAUUUGAACCCUCAUAUAAAUAAUAUAAACAUUUCAAAUAAUGCAAAUAAUUUUAUAAAUGAUAAUACUUCUACGCAAUCAAAUACACAAAAUUAUAAUAUAAAUCAAACGGAUUACACAAAUAAACAAAAUGUAUCUCCAUAUGUAAAUUCAAUGCAUAUUUCUUAUAAUCAAAAUGUACCACAAACAUACACAAAUAAUAGUAACAUUAGUAAUAAUAAUAAUAAUAUGAAUAAUAUGAAUAAUAUUAAUAAUAUAAAUAAUAAUAAUAAUAAUAAUUAUUAUAAUAACCAACCAACAAAUACACACCUUUAUUCAAACAGUACAGGGACAAAUGCUCCUGUAACUAGCCAAAUGACAAAUUAUAAUAUGAACGGUCAGGUAGAAAAAAAUAAUGUGAACAAUAAAACUUAUAAUAAUAUGAACGAGUCACCAAAUAUUAUGAACCAGUCAUGUAAUUUCAAUAAUUUACCUAACAAUGUAAGCAAUCAAACAAAUUACCAAAAUAAUUAUUACCCCAAUAACAGUCAACCAAUUAAUGUUACACAAAACAGUAUAAAGUAUAGUCCAUUUAAAAAUAAAAGUAUCAACCAAACUAAUGUACAGGAAAAUAAUAAUUUUAAUGAAAACAGUGCAAUACAUAAUUAUGAUAUGGGAAAGGGUAUAACUAAAAAUGUACAGGGGAAUGUGAAAAGUAAUGAUGAGGAGGUUGAAGAUAAUGAGGAGUCAGGUGACAAGGAUAGUUCUAGUGAUGAAGAGUCAAGUGAUUUUGAUAAUUCUGUAGGAGAAAAUGGAGAAGAAAUAUAUACAUUAAUUAAAAAAACAUAUAAUAGAAUAGAUAUGAAUAAGAUACCUAGACCAAUAAUUAAUUUUCCAGAUAAGAAGAGUCGACGUAAUUUAAAAGUAUAUGAUACAUGUAAAUAUAUAUCACCACCAUCUUAUUAUCAACCAUAUAUAUCUAUAGACACAGGCAAAGCAGAUGCACGUUUUAUUAAGAGUACUUUAUAUCAGUUACCUUUAUAUUCAGAAACCUUAGAAUUAUCUAAGAUACCCUUUGGUAUUAUAGUGAAUCCAUUUGCUUGUUUAAAUGAGGGUGAGUGUGUAGAGAAGGUUGAUAUGAAAGAUGUUAUAAAUGAUAAAGAGGAGAAUAUAGAGAUAUUAAGAUGUCCUAAAUGUUAUAGUUAUUUACAUGCAACAAUUUUGGAAGAUAUAUCAAAAUCUGUUCAUUGUGUUUUUUGUGAUACAGAAUUUUUAAUUAAUGAAAAUAUAUUAUUUGAUAUAUAUCAAUAUAAUGAAAAGAUGAAUUCACGUAUGGAAGGUCCAAAUGAUUAUAUGAGAACAAGUAUAUCUCCUUUAUUGAAGGGUAGUGUGGAUAUAUUAUUACCACCUAUAUAUUAUAAUAGUAAUAAUAAUGUUAAGUUGACGUAUACAUAUUUAAAUAAAAAUUUGAACCAAGCAGCUUCUAUGAUAACGAAUAAAAUUAUGUCUUUUACAAAGCAAAUAUCAAACAGUUUGGUUUUGUCAGAUAUGAAAGGUGAAAAUAAUACAAAUGAUAAUAUUAUUAAUAAUAAUAUGAGUAGUGGUAAUAACAAUUACUAUAAUGAUCAUAGACGCAAUUUAUAUAAUCCUUAUAAUAAUAGUAAUAAUCAAAUAAUUUAUAAUGAAGCACAAAGGAAUAUACAAAAUGAGGAGAAUAAUUUAUUAAAUUAUAAUUCUCAAGGUAUGAACAAUUAUAGUUAUGUUCAGAAAGGUGGCGUUUCACCGAAUAAAAUGAUAAAUCCUAAGGAUGAGAAUUCUUAUUCUAACAUUGAUGACAUUAUUAAUAAUUUUCACUUUAAUAUGCAUGAUAUAAAAAAUAUUAUUAUAGAAAAGGAUGGAGAACCAGAAGAUAGCAAAAUGAAAAGAGGUUCUUUUUUAUUAAAGUAUCCACAAAUAAAAAAGUGUUUACCUCCAUAUUUUAUUUUUGUUAUAGAAUGUUCUUAUAAUUCUAUAUAUAGUAAUAUAACGCAUACGAUUUUAGAAGGUAUUCGUUAUGCUAUUCAGAAUGUCAAAUGUGAUAAGACAAAAAUAGCAAUUAUUACUUUUAAUAGUAGUAUAUAUUUUUAUAAUUGUAAGAAAAAUAAAAAUAAUCAGGUUAUUGUAAUGAGUGAUAUAGAUAAUCCGUUUAUUCCAUUAUCGUUGGACGAUUUAUUUUUUAGUUGUAUAGAUGAGAAGGAUAAAAUAAAUAAUUUGAUAGAUAGUAUAAAAUUAUUUAGUAAUUCUUGUAUGCAAUCAUAUAGUUCUUGUGGUAACAGUGCAUUGAAGAUAGCAGUUGAUAUUUUAAAAAGUAGAAAUGGCAAUGGAAAUGUGUGUAUGUUUUAUACUAGUACUCCAAAUUGUGGUUUAGGUUGUAUAAAAGAGUUAAAAAAAAGGGAUAUACAUGAAAAUUUUUUAGAAGUAAAAGAGAAGAUUUUUUAUGAUGCAUUAUUAUUAGAUUUAUAUUCAUAUAAUAUAAGUGUAGAUAUAUCUAUAAUAGCAUCAAAUAAUAUUCGUAUAUGUGUACCAUCAUUACAAUAUAUAGCACAGAAUACAGGAGGAAAUAUAUUAUUUAUACAAGACUUUCAAUGGCAAAAGAAUUAUAAGGAAAUAUAUAUGAAUAUAAAAGACACUUUAACAUCAGAAAAUAUAGCUUAUUGUUGUGAAUUAAAAUUAAGAUAUACUCAUAAUAUUGUAGUAAAGAAUUUAUUUUGUUGUAAUAAUAAUUUUAAUUCUAUAAUAAGUACCGAUACUAUUAAAAUACCAAAAAUAAGGCAUGACCAUACCUUUGCAUUUUUAUUAAAUUAUUCUGAUAUGUCUGAGACAAAGAAGCAAGUAUACAUUCAGUGUGCAUGUAUAUAUACAAAUUUAUAUGGUGAUCGUUAUGUAAGGUUGCAUACAACCCAUAUGAAUUUAACAACAUCCUUAAGUACUGUUUUUAGAUAUACAGAUGCAGAGGCGUUAAUGAAUAUAUUAAUUAAGCAGCUAUGUACAAACAUAUUGCAUAAUGAUAAUUAUUCAAAGAUAAUAAUAGACAACUUGGCGGCCAUCCUAUAUUCCUAUCGAUUAAAUUGUGCGACGUCGGCUCACUCGGGGCAAUUAAUUUUACCAGACACCUUAAAAUUGUUACCUCUGUUCACGUCUUGUUUAUUAAAACAUAAUGUUGUGAAAAAAGACGCUUUACAUGAUUUAAAGGUGUAUAAUCUAAUAAAACUUUUGUCCAUGCCAAUCAUAUCUUCUCUUUUGUUUGUAUAUCCAGUAUUGUAUUUAAUUCAUAUGAAAGGACGACAUAAUGAAAUUGAUUACAUGGAUGUAGAUGAUGAGAAUUUUCUUCCAAGAGCAAUACCGACAAGUGCAGAAAAGGUAUAUUCUAGUGGUAUAUAUUUAUUGGAUUCAUCAACACAUAUGUAUCUUUAUUUUGGUUAUCACUGUGAUCCGGAUUUUACCACAGACAUUAUUGGUGAAAUGCCAACUCAGGAAAAUUGUUACCAGUUAAUAAUAUUAGAUAAUAGUACAAAUGCAAAAAAAUUACAACGCAUAAUUGCUAAUAUUAUAAGAAUUCAUCAUUUUAAUAAUUACGUGCCUUUAGUUGUUGUCCCCCCAAAGUCGUCAAUGGAAGAACACUUUAUUUCAUUAUGUGUUGAGGAUAAAGUAGAAAAGGAAUAUAGUUAUGUAAACUUUUUAUGUUUUAUUCAUAAACUUGUUCAUAAGAAAAUCGAAGAAUCAUAG
Messenger RNA from Plasmodium gaboni, 4086 nucleotides. Its product is annotated as protein transport protein Sec24B. The transcript is spliced from 5 exons. Gene Ontology annotation, cellular component: COPII vesicle coat; endoplasmic reticulum exit site. Gene Ontology annotation, molecular function: zinc ion binding; SNARE binding. NCBI's taxonomy places the organism in Eukaryota, Apicomplexa, Aconoidasida, Haemosporida, Plasmodiidae. Bases 1 to 4086 code for a protein of 1361 amino acids. The record is from RefSeq and is a predicted model, not a curated record. Gene Ontology annotation, biological process: endoplasmic reticulum to Golgi vesicle-mediated transport; intracellular protein transport; COPII-coated vesicle cargo loading.